CCUCCUCCUCCUCAUUCCCGCGGGCAGGUGAUCAUGCGAGCCUUCUCCCGGGACGCCCUGCAGCACUACGUGCCCGUCAUCCAGGAGGAGGUGAGCGCCUGCCUGGCGCGGUGGCUGGGUGCUGCCGGGCCUUGCCUGCUAGUGUACCCCGAGGUUAAGCGCCUCAUGUUUCGCAUUGCCAUGAGGAUCCUGCUGGGCUUCCAGCCCCGCCAGGCCAGCCCUGACGGUGAGCAGCAGCUGGUGGAGGCCUUCGAGGAGAUGAUCCGGAACCUCUUCUCCCUGCCCAUCGACGUGCCAUUCAGUGGGCUCUACCGGGGCUUGAGGGCACGCAACAUCAUCCACGCCAAGAUCGAGGAGAACAUCCGUGCAAAGAUGGCCCGCAAGGAGCCUGAGGGCGGCUACAAGGAUGCGCUGCAGCUGCUGAUGGAGCACACACAGGGCAAUGGGGAGCAGCUCAACAUGCAGGAGCUGAAGGAGUCUGCCACAGAGCUGCUGUUUGGGGGCCAUGAAACCACUGCUAGUGCUGCCACGUCACUGAUCGCCUUCCUAGGGCUCCACCACGAUGUCCUCCAGAAAGUGAGGAAAGAGCUGCAGGUGAAGGGGUUGCUGUGCAGUCCCAACCAAGAGAAGCAGCUGGACAUGGAGGUCUUGGAACAGCUGAAGUACACGGGCUGUGUCAUCAAAGAGACCCUCAGGCUGAGCCCUCCUGUUCCUGGAGGAUUUCGAAUUGCACUGAAGACCCUUGAGCUAAAUGGUUACCAGAUCCCUAAAGGCUGGAAUGUUAUUUAUAGUAUCUGCGAUACCCACGAUGUGGCAGAUCUCUUUACCAACAAGGAUGAAUUUAACCCGGAUCGCUUCAUGUCUCCAUCUCCAGAGGAUUCCUCUCGGUUCAGUUUCAUUCCUUUUGGUGGGGGCUUGAGGAGCUGCGUGGGCAAAGAGUUUGCAAAAGUCCUUCUAAAAAUAUUUACAGUGGAGCUGGCUCGGAGCUGUGACUGGCAGCUGCUGAAUGGGCCUCCUACAAUGAAAACGGGCCCUAUAGUGUACCCUGUGGACAAUCUGCCUACCAAAUUCAUAGGUUUCAGUGGCCAAAUCUGAGAGGUCAACGCUUGCCCCUGGCUGGAUUUCUAUAUAGCAUCUAAUAUGUACAUAAUAACUUUUUAUAGUAACAAAGGUCUUUAAAUAUUUAAACUUGUAAAUGUAAAAUAGUUAUUUAUGUCUUCUAAAUAUUUCAAAAGGCUAUGAUAUUUUUUUCCUCAAGCACUACAAUUAUGGGUCUCUGAUUCAUAAUUAGAUAAUGUUAUUUCUAUAGAAAUAAGUUUUCCCCUAUUUAAAAAUCUUAUUAAAAGCUGGCCAGCUUAAACAUUUGAAGAUAUUUCACGACAGUGUAUGUAUUAAAAAAUAUUCUGAAAGGCAUUUGAAACAAUGGUAACUAGCUACUCAUGCAAAUUACCUAAAAUGGUUAUUGUUUGAGAAUGUUUUCAGUAUUAUUUGUGUCUAGAUCUCAUGUUUAAUGUGUAAAUUUCAAGUUUGAUAAUAAAGUUUAUUUUUGAUGA
Molecule: messenger RNA, 1553 nt
Organism: Balearica regulorum gibbericeps (East African grey crowned-crane)
Lineage: Eukaryota; Metazoa; Chordata; Aves; Gruiformes; Gruidae
Source: RefSeq, a predicted model, not a curated record